AAAAUAAAACUAUUAGUAAAAGUUUAUCUAAAGAUAAAGCUAUUGGUAAAAAUUUACUUGAAGAUGAAAUCAUUAGAAGAAGUUUUCCUGAAGAUGAAGUUGUUAAUAGAAGGCUACCUAAAAUUAAUAUUUGUUUAAAUAAAAAGUAUAAGUUUUCUGUUUUGAUAGCUACUACUACAAGUACCAAUACUUAA
Racocetra persica is the source of this 194-nucleotide messenger RNA. NCBI's taxonomy places the organism in Eukaryota, Fungi, Glomeromycota, Glomeromycetes, Diversisporales, Gigasporaceae. The record is from the annotation of a GenBank genome assembly.